Molecule: messenger RNA, 7673 nt
Organism: Cimex lectularius (bed bug)
Lineage: Eukaryota; Metazoa; Arthropoda; Insecta; Hemiptera; Cimicidae
Product: remodeling and spacing factor 1
Exons: 20
Coding region: 446-6670 (2074 amino acids)
Biological process (GO): regulation of DNA-templated transcription
Cellular component (GO): RSF complex
Source: RefSeq, a predicted model, not a curated record
GUCGUCAGAAUUCGCGUCGGGCGUUUGCAUUCGUUCCGUCUCCGUGUUUGCGUUUGUGUCCUUCCGUCGUCGAAUCGGUGGAAUCUUGAAUAAAACAAAAACCCCGUUCUCGUCUUCCCGAUCGUUUUAUGAGGUCUCACGUCUAACGCCGGCCGCCUCCGAAUCGAAUCCGACCGCGCCUUCGCGAGUGGCGUCGCCGUCCGAGGAUCCCCGCGAAGAGGAGCGUCCGUCUCUCGGCGAGUAAUGAUCGGCCCUUUCUCAGUGGCCGCCCGAGGAUCCACUCCGCCCGGGCCGAUAUCCGACGCCAACGUCAGACGCCCCGACGACGCCGGAAGCCGGCUGUAAUGCCCUUCCGACGCGCUACUUCCACAGGCGCACUUUUCAAAGUAAAAGCGGACUCGUUCCCAACCGCUUGGGAACGGACUAUGAGAUAGCGGUAAUAAUCAUGGCGACGACGAGCGAAAACGAUGCGACGGCCGAACAACAGAUAUGCACCUCCUUCCCGGAGUUCGCCAUCAUCUGCUCAUUCUUCGAGAUGUUCUCGGACGCCUGCGGCAUCCCCAGGCCCGGCUUCAACGAGUUGCAAGAAAUGCUAGAGAACACCAGCGAAGUUAAGCAGUCACUCAUUGAACUUCAUAUCAAACUUAUGAGGAAGGCAAGGAAGACAAUAUCGGUCGACAGGUGGGAGAGGGCUUUGUCGAAGUUCGCACAUAAAUAUUCUCAACAAGACGGAUGGGAAAUUGAAAGGUUUGGUUAUAAAAAUUCCAAACUUGAAGUUAAAUUAAGAUUGUUAAAGGCAUUGUUAGAGCUCCAGUUUGAUUGCAAUCCAAAAUUCAAAUUAGAAGUCAAUAAACUUACUGCGAAGGAGCUCAGACUGAAGCCUUUGGGGACAGAUGAUACAGGACAGUCAUAUUGGUGUCAAUUUGAUCCAAGUUGUAAUCUUAGAGUUUAUAAAGAAGACACAGAGGAAGAAACUUGGGACCUUGUGGCCAAAGAUAGGGAUGAUUUGGUCAAUCUUAUAGACCAACUGUCAUCAGGAGAAGGGCGUAUAGAAUUAAACUUAAUCCUUAAAGAAGAAGAGGAAUUGGCCAACCAAGAAAAUGAAAAACACAAUCUUGACAUGGGCCAACAAGAUGAUAGUGUUUCAGAGAAAGAGGUAGAAGAAGAGGAGAGUGAAGAAAAUGAAGAUGUCGGUGAUGCUAGUGAGGAAGAGGAUGAGGAAGAAGAUGAAGAUGAAGGAGAGGAUGGUGAUAUUACUGAGAAUGGACAUCAAGACAAAAAGACUGCAAAUUCAGAAAAACAUUCGGUAAAUAUUAAUGGUGAAAAGAACGUGGUUUCUAAUAAAGAGGACGACAAGUCAAAAAGUAAUACUGUUCCUAUUCAAAAUGGUUUUCCUAGUAAGGAGUUUGAGAGUAAUGGUUUAGUAGAUUUAACCAUAAGGCCGGAUAUCAGAAGGCCAGUAUCUAAGCUCGAUGAGAUUUUUAAAUCUAAAAUUGAAUCUCCAGUGUUUAGAGACAAUAUUGAUAGGUCAGAUAUUCUAAGCCAGAUGUCUGCUAGUUUUAAUAAAGUGGAGGACUUGACAGUGAGUGCUCCAAAAAAGCCUAGGAUAAUUGAACAAAAUGAUGAUGAAGUUGAAGAACCUUUAAAAUAUAUUGCUGGUUUAGGUGAAGAAUCUGCUCCUUCUAAUCCAGUCAUUUCAAAUUCAACAAAUAAUAUUGAUGAUAGAGAUGUAUUAAGGGGUGUUGGAGAUGACACUGAUGAGGUAUCACUUCUUCCAUCCAAACCAGAAAACCCUCACAAAGAUGUUCUCAUGGAAUCAGAUUUUGAUGAAGUAAGAGAGAAAUGUAGGGCAGAUAUGCUCCCUUUUCAAAUGGAAAAAGAAGAACCAGUUCCAGAAUUUAGUGAAGUUAUUGAAGAGGAUGUUAUGGUUUUUAGUGGUUUAGGCAGCGGUGUUGAGUGUGACACUGGAAAUCCUGGGGAAUCGACCAAAAACGAAUCGUCAAACAAAGAAGAAGAACAAAAGACUGGUAAAGUUUGGACUAUUGAUUCGCUUUGUGAUAAAGAAAAAAAGAGUACGAGUGAUGUCACUGAUUCAAAUGAAGUGAAAAAAACUAAUGAAAAUGGUGAUGUUGAGCAAGAUUUGAAAAAUGGUGAAUGUUCCAGUUCAGAGAAGAAAAAAGAAGGGAAGGAAAAACAAGUAAUGCUCACCAACAUAAUUGAAGCUUGUUUAGAUCAUGGCGAUAACUCUGAAUUGGACAAACAAUUGGGAAACAAAUACAAUGACUUAUUUUCGGCAAAGAAUAUAGGUGAAAGGACAGAAACUUCUUCCAAAGAUAAUGUAGAAGCAAAAAAGGAAGAAAAAAAAGAAAAGGGAACCGUUGAAGCCAAGGAGUCAACAGACAUAAAAGAAACAUCAGUUGUGGAAAAUGAGAAAAAACCUGAGAAAUUGCAAGGCAGAAAGUCUCGGUCAACAAGUCAAAAUAGUGAUGAAACCCAAGUUCCUCAAAAAAUUAGUAAACCAUCUUCUGUAUCCAGUAGGCGGAGUACUAGGUCCAGUUCUAUCGUGAGCAUUAAUUCAGUUGAAAAUGAGGCCAAUUCAUCGCAGAAAAAAUGUAAAAAUGUCAAAGAUUUAGAUGUGGCUAACAGGGAAGACAAAAGUCAAGAUGAUGCUGAUAAAAAAUUGAAAACUGAAGAAGCCAAAAUACAAAAUAAAUCUUCUGAAGCGGCUGAAGAGAAAACCAAGAUGCUAGGGAAAAGGAAAAGAAAAGACAAGAAAGAAAGUAAUUCGGAUGAAUCUUCUGACUAUGAUGAAGAUGAAGAUGAAGAAGCAGGAGGAAAACGACCAUGCCUAAGAGGAAAAGUAAAAUCUAAAAGAAGGCCUAAAGGUUUGGUUAAGCAUGCAGAAACGGACAGUGAUGCUGAAAACCCAGUUACCUUAAAAAAAGGAGCUCAACAAAAAUUGAAAGAAACAAAAGGUGAAAAGUCAAAUGUAAAUAAAAUAAAAAUAAAAUCUGAAGAUGAUGGGGAUAAUGAUGAGAGUGAAUGUAAUGAAGGUACAAAAAGAGAUAAAACUAAAAUUAAAAAAGAAAACAUCAAGGAAGAAUGUAAAGAUGUCGAAGAAACAAACACAAACGAUGAUGAGGAGUCAGAAGUGACGUCCACAAAAGAAUUACCAGUGAGAAGAACACGUGCAAGUUUAAGGAAUGUGGGAACAGUUCCCAAACCUCAACCAAAACCCACAAAAGGAAAGAAGGAACCUAAAAAGAAGCCAGAAGAGACUGUUGUCAAGCCAAAAGGGAAGGGUAGCAAAACUGAUGCUGUUGAGGAAAAAAAACCUUUGCCCAAAGGAAAAGUUGUAAAAAAUACUAAGAGUAACCCAAAAAAAGUAGGUAACGACAAAGCAAAAAGUGUUCAAAAGCAAGAAAAGGAAAUCAGUGAUGAGGAAGAAGUGACAAAGACCCUUGAUAAGGAAGAAGAAGAAGAUAAUAAAAAAUCAAACACUAAAGAGAAACAUGUUAAAGAAAAAACUCAGGCUAGUGAUGAUGAUAAAGCUGAUCUUGUUAAUGAAGAGGAUGGAGAGGAAGGUGAUGACAAUGAAAAACUGAAGAAAGGCAAAGCUAAACCAAAACUACCUGACAAGAAAAAUAAGCUAAACAGUGAUGUUUCAGAUAAUGAAGAAUCCAAAGACAGUAAAAAUAGUGAAAAAUCCGAAGAAAGUAAGUCAAAUUCAACUGGAACAGAAACAGAGCAAAAAAAGCAUAGAGGAAGACCCAAAAAGGUUGCUGGUGCAUCAGAAAAUGAAGAACCAAAAAAAAGAAGGAAACGACACGUCUUAAUGGGUCUCACUGAAAGGGAUUUAAAAAUUGCCGAAGAAUUUAAGGCUGAUGCCAGUAGUGGACCUGGGGAAGGUAGAAUGAGACAAUCACGACGGAUAGCACAAUUGAAAAUCAAAGAAGAAGCUGAAAGAAGAGCAAUGGAAGAAGCUACAAUGGCGGUAAUGAAAUCUACUAAAAAAAAAGAUAAGAAGAAGGAUAUGAAUAAUGAAGAUAAAGGGUCAAUUAAGAAGAAAAAGAAAAAAGAUACAAGUGAAGAGGAAGAUGUAGAAGAAGGAGAUACCAAUGAGGUGGAAGAUAAAUCAAAAAAGAAAAAGAAAAAAAAGAAAGACAGGUUAAAGUUUAAAAUUGACAAACCUUGGAUGUCAUCUUCUUGUUCAAGUUCAGAAAAUGAGGAAGACGAAGAUGAACAUUCUGAUGAUUAUGAUGAGGAUCAUUACAUUAUAAAAAAGGAAGCUAGUGAUCAUGAGUUUUCACCAGAGUCCGAUCUUGAGAAGGAUGGAGAAGUUGUGCCUGUACGAAGAGCUAGAACUGCUUGUAAAAAAAAGGAAGUAAAGAAAGAAGAGGAAAAAGAAGAUGAAAAAGAAGACCAAAAAUACGAAACUGGAUAUGAAGAUUACAGUUGUGAAAAGUGUGGUCUUACUGAUCAACCAGAAUGGAUUCUCCUUUGUGACACUUGUGAUAAGGGCUACCAUGCUUCAUGUCUUCGACCUCCCCUCAUGCUAAUUCCAGAAGGGGAUUGGUUUUGUCCUCCAUGUCAACAUGCUGCUUUAGUUAAGAAACUUAAAGAUACUUUAAGAACAUUUGAAAAAAAUUCGAAAAGAAGGGCAAACGAGGAAUUACGAAGGAAAAGGCUUGCAUACGUAGGCAUUUCUCUUGCAAAUGUUCUCGCUGAUAAUGCUGGAAAUAACACGGCCUCUAAGAAUAAAAUAAAACCUAAAGGUGUAACUAGGAAAAAAAUAACACAUUACUCUUCUGAGUCAACCACAGGAGAGAGUUCAUCCUCAGGUAGUUCUGAUGAUGAAGAUGAACCAGUCUACCAGCUUAGACAACGUAGAGCAGCUGGUCAAGCAAAUUAUCGAUUCAGUGAAUAUGAUGAUCUUAUAAAUUCAGCGAUCCAGGAUGAAAUAGAGGUUGGCGAACAAGAACCAACACAGGCCAUAAGCCGAGGAAAGGAUAUGGAAACCAUAAUUAAAACAUCAGGCAAGGAAAACGAUGAACUCGGUGAUGGUGGUGUACAAGAGGCCAAUGAUGAAAAAGACGAAGGAAAUGAAAGGAAUGCUUUGAUUGUUACUAAACACCCAGCUCUUAGUUUGGGAAGGAAAAAAUCAAAGAAAUUAAAUGAUUUAGAUGUUCAUAGUGAUGAUCAUGAUUCAGAUGAAGAUUUUAAAGGAUCGAGUGAGGAAGAUGAUGACUAUAGUGACAUCGAAGGAAGUGAUGAUUCUGUAGGUUGGAGAAGUCAACCUUUAAGAAGGUCCAAUCGGGCAAGGCAAGCUAGAAUUGACAAAGAAUUUAUAAAUGAUGACAGUGAAGAUAGUUCCGAUGGUAGGCCUAGAAAGAAAAAGUCAAAAAGAAUGUGGGAAGAAUCGGAAAGUGAAUCAAGCAGUGAUAGAUCAUGGGGGCGGCGUAGGAGAAAACCUCAAGUCAGGGCACAAGCGAGGACAAAAAAAUCAGGAAAACGCUCUGGAGGAAGUAGGAAAAAACAAAGGAAUAUUUUUGAUUCUGAUUCAGAUGUUCCACGAAGAACUACAGUUAAAAAACCUAAAAUUAAAUAUGGUCCGAUAGAAGAGGAAUUAGAUACCGGAAGAAAGACGAGAGGAAAGAAAAUCAAUUUCCGUGAAGUUAUUGGAAGUGAUUCUGAUGAUGAACUUGGAAUUGGAAAGAAGGAGAGUGAUGAUGAUGAAUUUGUUCUUGAAGAAGGAGAGGAAGAACAACUAGCACCUACCAUUCCUUUGAAGGAAGUCAGAAAGAAUAGGAUAGUAUCAGAUGAAUCAGAAGAAGAAGAGGAGGAAGUAGAAGUAGAAGAUGAAAAUGAAGGUGAGGAAGAUGCCUCUGAAGAAGAAGAAGAUGAGGAAGAGGAAGGUGAAGAAGAAACACCUUUAACAAAUAAAUAUGUAAAAUUGGAAAAGGAAAAAGAGAAAGAAAAACCUGAAGAGAAUCAGGUUGACCUUCUAGUUCCUGAAACGGUUAAAGAUAUUGAAAAUUUAGCUAGAAGUAAAAAGCAAGAUAAAAAAGGACUCGAUGAUGAACUUGAAGAAGAGGAAGAAGAAGAUGAAAAUGAAAAUGAGGAAGUAGAUGAUGAGGAACAGGUUGAGGCAGGCUUUGAAACUACAGAGGGAAAGAAAGAAGGUACACCACCUCCUGCAGUUAAUCGUAUACGAGUUGUACCACCUCAGAAACUUUUGGCCGACCCGGUCUCAGCACCUUCUGUUAAAGGAAUUCCCCAAGAUUCGGUCAUCAGAGGAAUGCUCCAACCAGCACAUUACAAGCCUUCAGGUCAAGUCCCAAUACAUCGGGUGCCUAACAGCUUACCACAGCAACGCCCUAGGUUUGUAGAUAGAUUUAUGUAUGGUCAACAUCCACCUCCACAAGGGUUUCAACCGCCCCCAGGUGGUUAUUUUCCGGGUCAGCCCGGUUUCCAACCUCCACCACCUCUCCAGCCCGUUCAACCCAGUCAAGAUGACGAUUAUGCUGAGUACAACCCAUCAACAGGAGCACAGCAGGAAACUACUGCUUCUCGGUUUUGCGGUACAACUGCGGCUCCAGCUAAUGACAGCGAGUUUGGUGGACUUGUUAUGUAUUUUUCAUCACAGCACGAAGACAAUCUUGAAACGUAGCAUUAACCGAAUUGUACAAAAUAAUAUAUUAAAUUGAAUUUAGUGAUUUAGUUUAAAGUAAUGACUUACUUUCAAGUUAAGUGUGCUGUAAAAUUGGUUUCAUGUAUGUGCAAUCCUCCCUCUCAAAUGAGUGUAUAUUACAUUUUACUUUUGUGGCGAAUAUUGUUACUUUUAUAGUUAAAAAUUUACUCGAAAUAAAAUUUUUCAUAUUUUUUUGUAAAUUUUUUAAUUGUAUAUAUUUUGAUACUUAUAUUGUAAAUUUUCAGUCCUUCAAAAUAUUAAUUUGUCUCUUUUUAGUAAAAUAGUACAUAUUUAUAUUUUUGAUGUUGUAAAUAUCAACACUUUUUUUAUUAUUAUUUUUUUAUUGUUAUUGCUCUCCAAAUUGUGUUUUUUGUUUAGUGUAAUGAAAUUUUUAUUUGGCACAUUUGUUUUUCUUUUAUAUUUAUUUUGUAUUAUAGGGAUAUAUCUAGUUAAUACUAACAUAAAAAAAGAUAUUUUUGGUGAAUUCGGCUACUACAAAAUAAAUUUUUGUAAAUAUGAUAGAUGUAUUUAUAUCGAAAAUAUAAAUAUAUAUACAAUUUGAAAUAAUAUGAUUAUUAAAAACAAAUGAGACAUCCUUGUUAAUAACAUGUAGUCUAAUGAGAUAUCAAUUUUUUGUAAUGUAUCUUUCCAUGUCUUCAUUUCUUAUUUUAUGUUUUAAUAAGGUCAGGUACUCUAGUUGGCAACAAUACAAAUGUGUGGAAAAUGUGCAAGUGAAAAAAAAAAGAAAAGUGAUUGAUCAUAAUUUUUACAGGUAGUUUUAAAACUGUGAAGGCGUCUAAGUUUCUUUUAUUAUAAAAGUUCCUAACAGAACUGGUCAAUGAUUAUUUAACAGAUUAUUGAUAAAUAUUAUAAAUACAUUGUGAUUCAGUUAGCUGUUCGAAAGGAAACUUUCUCACCGACUGACUUAAUUACUGUAUUUUUAUUGGGGAGGGUAAUAAAAACGACCGCUUUCAAUUUCCUA